CUAGUUAAUAAUUUAUGAUAGAUUGUCAAAUUGAAGUAAAAUCAUACAAAAUUCCUGUAACGCAUUAUCAUGGAGUAUAAAAUUUAUAAUAAAUCUGAAGAGUCUCAGGCAGAUUCAAAUUUUGCAAAACAUGGACCUGACCUAUAUGGUAAUGGACAAGCCCCGGAAUAUAAUAAAGAAGAAUCAGAGGAAUGUAUAAGGGUGCAGCAAACACUUAGCGGUAAAACAUAUUGUGCAGCUUCUAAAUCGGUUCUAAAGGAAAGAACACGAGUGUUCACUCCGAGCGAAAAUGCCUUCUACGAUACCUACAACAACACAAAGCAAAAUAUUCAGUAUAAUUUCAACACAGCUGAACUGUCAGAGACUUAUCAGUUCGCUAACAUGCCUAGUUCUAGUAAACAACAAAACAUACCAAAUGAUCGCAAUGAAACUGUGUUUGAAAGUUUCAAAAAUAAAGGAAUAACAACAUUUUGCGAAGGUAACUAUCCUACAGGAGGUAAUCCAAACAAAUAUACAGAAAAAUCGACAUAUUGCCGUGCAUUGUUUAACAAUCAAGAAUUUGUUUAUAGAACUCUUGCUAAAAACGCAAGGUUACAGCGAUUAGUCAGGAAACUAGUGUGCAUAAGACAGAAGCAGAAAGAAGAAGAUUUAUGGAAUAACUACAUCAAUGAAUUGAAAAAUAAGCAUCGCUAUAGCUUAUCAGAGAAUGUUUCUCUACAAAAUUGUGAAGAACUACCCUCUGAAAGAAUCGAAGAUUAUUACGAGAAAGGAGAAUCGGCCCCAUGUCGAAACUUGCUUAAAGAUUUUUAUACUGUGCAUAAUAGUUUUGACCAUAGUUUGGAAUACAGAACUCGUAAUAACUAUCAACCCCGGCGAAAUUGCGGUCAGUAUAUAUUUGAAAAUCAAUCUCUUUGCUAUCCGACCUCUUCGCAGGGUCGCUUGAUGAUGCUAAACAAAGAGCGACAACAAAAUCAAUUCGCAAAUGACUUGCUGCAGCAUCCGCAACACAGACACUUUCGUGGCAACAUUAUUUUUGCGGAUAGAGAGUUUAAACGUAAAAAUCGAACUUUUAGACGUUUAGAGCCAACAAAAUCCACGAACACCGUAGAUUCUCAGAGCGAGACUGUCCAAAAACUUAUAAACAAUAAAUCCAUGCAGACAGAUUUAAGAUGCUUAUUUCCAAUAAGCGAGGAUGGGACAAAUCACAGUAAAGUAGAGUCCACGAGAGAAAAGUACAAACAGGUCGCAAAGAAUGUAGAAAGAUUGAAAAGAAAACUCGAGAAAUCUAAUACCGAAGUAAAACAAACCGCACUUGACAACAUUGAGAAUAAAUUAAACAAUCUGAUACAAACACUUAACACGUUUAUGGUUGAUAUUAGAGCCAACAGUCCGUUCAGUCAAGACAGUAAAUCAUAUUCGGUGUCGAGCCGAGUUAGAAAUAAUAGUCUUAACGAGUUAAACGCAGCAAAAAGUGAUACAUAUAGUGUUAUUAAGCGGGAAGAAGCUAUUUGCCGCGCGGCGCAUGAAAACACUACCGCAACAUCGGUUUUUUUAAACGCAGGUCUGAGCACGAAAGGUAAUAAAGAUAAAUACAUGAAAAUCGAUAAAAUACUCAACGAAGAGAUGGAUAAAAGUAAUAAAGUAAAGCAGGAUAUAGAGGAUAUUAUGUACCAACGGUCACAUCGUCCCAGAGCUGUGCAAAUUACGUUUGAUAUUCCGACGAGAGAGCGGUCUACUGAAGUGACAAAUUCUUUGUCUAAAGCUAAAGUUCAAGAGGCUUCCAAUAUCGAAGAAGUAGGACAUCCAACGAACGAAAGUGACGAGAAGCAAAUGACUAUUGCUGUAAACACGGAUCCUUUAGGAAUCUUGGGACUAUUAAGAAUAUCUACAGAGGCAGUGAAGCAAAUCCUAUCUUACAUGCCGCAUAUAGAUUAUUAUUCGUAUUUGUCUCUGCUGCAGUUUCCUCAGUCGCGGCAUGGCGUCCCUCAUUAUAUUUGCAACAUUUGCGGCGCCUCUUUCGAACGGCCCUCGCAGCUCAGUGAUCACAUUCAAACACAUAAUUUGGGUUAUUCCAGGGACUGCUGCGUCUGUCGUCAUGUCCUGGACAUGAAGCAGCAUCGUCCCGGCCUGUUCAAGUGCAGGCAUUGUGGCCAGAUGUUCACCAGGGCUUACUGCUGCGAGCUCCAUGAGGAGACGUGCGCCAGGAGACUCGGAGUACCUCGUGAUGUCAACUCUACUGUUAAUUUACUACAGUAGGUUAUGAAAGGAAUCUUAGUUGGAAUUUAAGAUAUUAGAUCAGAUACUAAUUUAUCAUAGAAGUUUAAAUUUUGCAAGAUCAUGUUAGAUUCUAAUUUGUUAGUAAUGAUUAAAAGUACAUAGUUUAAAAAUAUUAUCAGAUUUAUUUUGUACAUUCCGUCGAUAAAUGUUUUGAUCAAAUAAUAAGUAAAUGAUUUGUAUGGUUUGUAUUUAAAGGAUAUGUUUUGUUUUGGUUUGGUUAAGAGUAAAUGCUUGUUAUUAUAAGAGUUACAUUAUUUCCGUUCAUAGUUUAUACGGUAUUU
This is a messenger RNA of Manduca sexta (tobacco hornworm), 2558 nucleotides long. RefSeq lists its product as uncharacterized. The coding region runs from base 70 to 2256 and encodes 728 amino acids. The record is from RefSeq and is a predicted model, not a curated record. The transcript is spliced from 2 exons. NCBI's taxonomy places the organism in Eukaryota, Metazoa, Arthropoda, Insecta, Lepidoptera, Sphingidae.